Messenger RNA from Dermochelys coriacea (leatherback sea turtle), 3200 nucleotides. Its product is annotated as vacuolar fusion protein MON1 homolog B-like. The transcript has 6 exons. Lineage: Eukaryota; Metazoa; Chordata; Testudines; Dermochelyidae. The record is from RefSeq and is a predicted model, not a curated record. Bases 157 to 1707 code for a protein of 516 amino acids. Gene Ontology annotation, biological process: vesicle-mediated transport; protein targeting to vacuole.
CCCCACGCUUUGCGCCCUGUGAUUGGAGGGAGGCGCCACCAGCCCCGCCCUUUCUCCCGCGCUCGGUUCCGUGCUGCGCGGAGCAGGGAUCGAGGCUGCCGGAGAAGCGCAGGGGAGACCCUCGGGCGCGCGCAUGGUGCUGCUUGGCAUGCGAAGAUGGCAACGGGCGAGCCCGGCUCACCGACACGGGAAGGGAUGGCACUGCCCCAGGAGCAGGCAGGGCUGUGCCCCACAGAUACAGAGGGGGAUGAGCACAGCACUGGCCCGGAGGAGCAGGAGGAGCUGCCUGCCCAACAGAGCAAUGGGCCCUUGAGAGCGGCUGAUAGCCAGGGGGACGCCCAGGAGGAGCCGAGUGACAAGGAGCUGUCAGACUCGGCCUCCACUGACAACGCCUUGGAGGACUCGAGUGAGUUUGGGCGGCCCCUGGGGGUUGUGGCCUGCGAGCCGGGGGGCCCCCUGGCCCCACCUACGCACCGCGAUGAGGACGUGACAGCAGCCAGCUGGCGGGCCCGCCGGAAGCACAUCUUCGUGCUGAGUGAGGCCGGCAAGCCCAUCUACUCUCGCUACGGCAACGAGGAGGCCUUGUCCUCCACCAUGGGCGUCAUGAUGGCGCUGGUGUCCUUCAUCCAGAGUGGUGACAAUGCCAUCCGCUCCAUCUACUCCGACGACCGGAAGCUGGUGUUCGUGCAGCAGGGCCCACUGGUGCUGGUGUCGGUGUCGCGGACGCUGCAGUCGGAGCAGCAGCUGCGCCAGGAGCUGCUCUACGUCUACUACCAGAUCCUCAGCAUGCUGACCCAGGUAAGCAUCACCCGCAUCUUCGAGCGCAAGAAGAACUACGACCUGCGGCGCUUGCUGGCUGGCUCCGAGAAGAUCCUCGACCGCCUGCUCAACCUGGUGGAGUCGGACCCUGGCUUCCUGCUGGGGGCCGUGCGCUGCCUGCUGCUGCCCGCCUCCCUGCGGGAUGCCCUGGGCAGCCUGCUGCAGAAGGCCAUCACCCCCAAUCUGGUCUUCUCCAUCCUGGUGGCCCGCAGCCAGCUGGUCACGGCGGUGCAGGAGCGGGCGGUGAUUGAGGAGUGCCGGCUGGAGCCCACCGACCUCCACCUGCUGCUCAACCUGAUCGGGGCCAGCUCGGCCUUCCAGGCCGGGGAGAUCUGGACACCCAUCUGCUUGCCCCGCUUCAAUCCCGACGGUUACUUCUAUGCCUACAUCUCCUACCUGGACACGGAGUGCACCGUCUGCCUGGUGCUGCUCUCCACCGACAAGGAGUCCUUCUAUGCCGUCUCGGACUGCAAGAAGCGGGUGGAGGAGGCCAUGCGGACUCAGGGCUCACUGCAGGUGCUCUCGGGUGGCCUGCAGAGCCCCUCCUAUGGUGUGGGGCAGGUCGGGGUGCCCGACCUGCGGCACUUCCUCUACAAGCCGCUGGAUAUCCCGGAGAACUACCGCCAGCUGCCCCAGUUCACCAGCCCAGAGCUGGAGGGGCCAUAUUGCAGCGAGGAGGAGCAACAUCGGCUCUUUGACCUCUACCAUUACCUGCACAGCCGCAUCCACAGCACCUCUCGCCCCCUGCGCCUCAUCUACCAUGUGGCCGAGAAGGAGACGCUACUCGCCUGGGUCACCAGUAAAGUUGGAGCUUACAAACCUAAGCUUCAUGCCCCCUGGGUACCAGGCCGGCGCCAUCAAUUAGUCUCACCAAGCGACUGCGCUUGAGUCAAUAAGGGGAGGCCGGCUCUUGGCUUCGCUACCCCCCAAGGAGUACUCUACCACUCCUAAUCAGGGAGGGAUCCAAGGUGCUGCAGCCCGAUGUGCGCUGAGAAUUGAUUUUGUUGUGGCCUCUAAGCCUGGUACUGCUUCACCUUGAGGCCCCUGUAAUAUUGCACUGGUGAGUUGUCUAGACUUGUGGGGGGAAUCCCUUCUCUUGAAUAGGGGAGGUCGGGGAAACGCUCCCCACCCCCACACAGCGAGAAACCACAACUCUCUAGGAUUUUGCUCAGGCAUGGCAGCUCCUUCCGGGGUGGUAAGUCAACCAGUAAGGUUUAUCGUGCCUGUUUAUUUGUGGCCUACGUGUGUCUUAACUCUCUUUGGAGAACACCUGAGUGGGGGUUAUUGCAUUCACUUUGAGCCUUUGUGCUCCAGGCUGAUGUGGGCACGCAGGGGCAUGGCGAGCUUACACUCUGGCUCACAUAAGCUUGUACCGAAGGACUCCACCUGCACAGUGGAGCUGGGGGUUGGGUGUGGCUGGUUCCAUCUCCUUGAGGAAGCUGGUUUUGUUCUUUCCCCUGGAGCUCUGCUCUCGCCUCCCAGUGUGAUCGGCCCGCAGGCCCCUAUGAAAUGGGCUGUGAUUGUGUUUCUCUUCCUUUGGAUUGAAUUGUGGCUAAUGCACCCCUUGGCAUCGGAGCCAACCUGCGUUGAACCAUUUUUCAACAUCCCCUCUUCUUUAAAAACCUGGGCCUGAAAUGAACUUAGAUUUCUCACAGGCACCCGGAGAAUGGCUGCUCAUGUUUGCCAAUAGAUUUAACUGGGUGCUGUGUCUGGAAACAUAGCUGUAUGUGGGGCAGAAAGGAGAUUACUCCCUCAUCCCCCUGCCCCAUGCACAUGCUCCUCUCCAUGCUAUAAAUUGCAAUUGGGUGUUGGAGUUGCCUGCUGUAUUGUAUUCUCCCUCCCUGGGCUGGUUGUGUUCCUUAACGCCUGCACCAAUGCACUCUUCCCUGCUGCCCGUAUUAAUUUAAUGUUGCCUUUGGAAAGGCGGAUCCUUUCACAGGAAGUGUUGAAAUGCUCUUUGAAGCAAUGAACUGCCUCCCUCCUUUGCCGGUGACAUCUGUGCCCUGCACUACGGUAACUGGGCUGCCCCGUCACUCUUCAGUCUCCUUGUCCAUCCUGGUUGCUAGAAGGAAGGGCUGUUUGCUCCUCCGUGGCCUUAGAUCUAUCGAUCUGCAGUGGGAUUGACCCAGAAUCCGCUGGGUCUGUUUCUCACAGGAAGAUCAUCCCAUGCCUCUGGAGAGCCAGCCCCUGCCUGUGUCUCCUUUUAACUUGCAUUUAGCUGCUCCAGUGAGACCUGGCGGGGUUGGGGAAGCAGAAACAGUUUUUACAGUUUUCACUGUGCCUAGAACCAUCUUGGGUGGCUAUCAAAUGAAGUCUCUUUCCUGGCUAGCAUGUUCAACUGAGAAUCAAAGUCUUAUUAAAAAGUUGUUUUGAUGAGGGUA